Messenger RNA from Asparagus officinalis (garden asparagus), 1233 nucleotides. RefSeq names its product 60S ribosomal protein L5. The record is from RefSeq and is a predicted model, not a curated record. The coding region runs from base 112 to 1020 and encodes 302 amino acids. Gene Ontology annotation, biological process: ribosomal large subunit assembly; translation. Gene Ontology annotation, cellular component: ribosome; cytosolic large ribosomal subunit. Gene Ontology annotation, molecular function: 5S rRNA binding; structural constituent of ribosome. NCBI's taxonomy places the organism in Eukaryota, Viridiplantae, Streptophyta, Magnoliopsida, Asparagales, Asparagaceae. The transcript has 8 exons.
UCCAGAUAUCUAGGGUUUUAUAUAAAACUAGAACCCGCCGCUUCCCUAAAAUCCCUUUCACGCUCUUUCUUCUUCAUUCUUCGAAGAGAGAGCUCACGAAGAGGAAGAGCAAUGGCAUUUGUCAAGGCCCAGAAGUCCAGGGCUUACUUUAAGCGUUUCCAAGUGAAAUACAAGAGAAGAAGAGAUGGGAAGACUGAUUACCGGGCACGUAUUCGUCUUAUCAAUCAAGAUAAGAAUAAGUACAACACCCCGAAGUACCGAUUUGUUGUUCGAUUCACCAACAAGGAUAUUAUUGCACAAAUAACAUCUGCAAGCAUCACUGGUGAUAUGGUUCUCGCUGCAGCUUAUUCUCAUGAGCUACCUCGCUAUGGGCUUAAAGCUGGUCUUACCAACUAUGCUGCUGCCUACUGCACUGGACUUCUGUUGGCUCGCCGUGUUCUCAAGAUGCUUGAAAUGGAUGCGGAAUAUGAGGGGAAUGUUGAGGCUACUGGAGAAGAUUUUUCUGUUGAACCAGCUGAAAGCAGGAGGCCCUUCCGUGCUCUCUUGGAUGUUGGUCUUAUUAGGACAACUACUGGCAACCGUGUAUUUGGUGCUCUUAAGGGAGCACUUGAUGGCGGCCUCGACAUUCCUCACAGUGAGAAGAGGUUUGCAGGUUUCAAGAAGGAUGAGAAGCAGUUGGAUGCUGAAGUUCACAGGAAGUACAUUUUCGGUGGCCAUGUUGCUUCUUACAUGAGGACACUGAUGGAGGAUGAGCCUGAGAAAUAUCAGACUCAUUUUAGUGACUACAUCAAGGAGGGAAUUGAAGCUGAUGACAUGGAAGAGCUUUACAAGAAGGUGCAUGCUGCCAUCCGAGCAGACCCAACUCUGGUGAAAUCCACCAAGGAGCCUCCAAAGGAGCACAAGAGAUACAACUUGAAGAAGCUGACGUAUGAUGAGAGGAAGGCCAGGCUUAUUGAAAGGUUGAAUGCCCUCAACAGUUCUGGAGGUGGUGAUGAUGAGGAUGAAGAUGACGACGAGUGAAGAUCCAGUCAAGAUUAGCUCAAUUUUCAUAGCAUUUUUUUGUAUCAGUUCUGUUUGCUUUCAACUCUACAGCUACUGUUAAAGUCCUUUGUUUUGGCUAGGGGUUAGUGAUAAGCGUAAUAUUAAGUUUGUCUGGACUUGCUUAAUGACAUUUCAAAUUUUGACUGUAGCCAUAAUUCUGGCAUGUUUCGGAAAUUUGAUUAGUUUUCUGAA